This is a messenger RNA of Cuscuta epithymum, 593 nucleotides long. Lineage: Eukaryota; Viridiplantae; Streptophyta; Magnoliopsida; Solanales; Convolvulaceae. The record is from the annotation of a GenBank genome assembly.
GUGACGGUGGAUAGAUGGGUAGGUUUUUAUUGCUCAUACAGCUAUGGUCAUGGGAGCACAUUCAUAUCGGCAGACUUGUCAUACUGCGAUAUCAUGGGGUAGAUGGUGGUCCUCUUGAUGAUGCUAUGGAUCAGCACGCUGUAUUUGGGCCACAUCAUGUUCGUGGCGAGGAUCCUUUGGGUCGUAGAUGGCUAUUUGCUCAUGUCACGCGCACGUCAUCCGCUGCUGGAUUAGGAUACUACCGAGAUGCUUUGGAUCGCUUGUGUGAUGAUCAAAUGACGUGGAUGUCGUACACUGAUGAGAUUCUAGGACAUUUGCCUCAUGUUGCCCGAGAGCACAUUGAGAUAUGGCGAGCAUGUGUGCCCUUGAUAUGUUUUGAUGUAGUGGAGCAUCACUUUCCUGAUCGCGUACUACACCAGUUCGGGUUGCAGCAGGUUACUCCCGGACCUUGUGAUACAUCUGUGGAUUUGCACAAGAUUGAUAGACGGGGGAAGCACACUGAAGAUUGGGGGAUGCGCCAUAUUCAGUACUCCCUCCGUCCCGCUAUGAUUGUCCCAUUUUACCAUUUCGGUUCGUCCCACUAAGAUUGUCAC